Messenger RNA from Thlaspi arvense, 336 nucleotides. Lineage: Eukaryota; Viridiplantae; Streptophyta; Magnoliopsida; Brassicales; Brassicaceae. The record is from the annotation of a GenBank genome assembly.
AUGUUUUGUUUAGGUCCGGUGGAUGACAACCUCUUCCAAUGGGAAGCUGCAAUUAAGGGACCAAAAUAUAGCCCUUAUGUUGGAGGAACCUUCCAUGUCAUUUUCAAAACCAAGGUGUUCCACCCAAAUAUUUCUGACAAAGGAGAUGUCUAUCUCUACAUGUUGGACAAUGGAUGGGCUCCUGGUUUCACAAUUCCUGAUGUAUGUGUUUCAUUUUCUAUCCUAAUGACUCUUUGGGGAAUGCUCCUUACCCCAAGAUUGGAGCUUCCUGAUAAGGUGAACGAGAAUACUCUGGUGUAUGUCUCUGACAGGGAGAAGUUUAAUAGAAUAGCUGCU